ACAAAUCACACAGGCGCGCGUGCGUAUCAAGUCAUGUGUGUUUGAGUGGACACGCGCGAGGUGGUGCCACUAACUGUAAACAUGUCACCAAAAGCUCCUCCUCCGCCCUUUCCUAAUCCCUUAUAUCCGCUAAUACCGCACGGCAGACAUUUACCCAGAAGCAUCAGCUGUUGUGGAACUCCGAGGUUGGGACAGUUUAACAUUUACUUCAGCUGGGGACUGAGAAGACUUAAAGCUGAUCAGCAUGGCCUCCUCUGAUGAUACUGAAGAAUCUCUGACUCCGGUGGAUUUCAUCCAGCUGCAGCAUUACAUGGAAUACAGCAGUUUCCGGGUGAAAGAUGUGAUAAAGGAAUUUCAACCUGGAGGUAAACUGGCUCAGCACACCAUUGGUGAGUGCGUGGAUGCAGUGGGCUUCUGUCUCUUUCUAAAGACCUACCUGGAAGUGGAUGAUUUACCUGCACAUUUCUGCCAGCGCCUGUUUCGCUACUUUCAACAUGUGGAGCAGGAUUGGUACCCAAAGAGCCUCCUGCCAGAAGGAGGCGGGGUCUUGCUUCGUGAUGUGUCCUGUUACUUCUCGGUACUGGAGGAGGGACAGCCACGGGAAAAACUUGAAUUUACUUUCAAGCUCUACGACAAGGACUGCAACAAGCUCCUUGACAGCUCUGAAGUGGAUCGUAUCAUUACCCAGAUGAUGCGAGCAGCUAAUUACCUGGGCUGGGAUGUGACUGAACUCAGACCUGUGCUGAACCAGAUGAUGAUAAACAUCGACGUGGACGGCAGUGGGACGGUCACUCUGGAGGAGUGGGUGAAGGGAGGCAUGAACAAUGUGCCUCUACUUGUUCUGCUUGGACUAAAGAUGACUGAGAGGGACGGGCAGCACAUCUGGAGGAUGAAGCACUUUAACAAGCCGACGUACUGCAGCGUAUGUCAGAGCAUGCUGCUCGGCCUUGGGAAGCAGGGACUCUGCUGCACCUGCUGUAAGUACACCGUCCACAGUCAGUGUGCCAACAAGAAUCCUGAACCCUGCGCUCGAACCUUUGUCAAAUCUAAGAAGGAUAUUGGUGUAGCAUCUCAUGACUGGAUACGAGCUGACUGUAAGUCCACCAAGUGUCAGGUCUGCCACAAGAAGAUAAAGACUUUAGCAGGGAGGCGGUGUGUGUGGUGCCAGGAGAAGCGUCAUGAUGAGUGUCUUCUCACUGGGUCAUCUUCCUGUGACUGUGGACCACUCAGAGACCAUAUACUGCCUCCAUGGGCCAUACAUGCCAUCUCCAAGGAGGAGGACACCAGCCUGUUAAAUGUCACCCCUGAUGGCCACGUCUUGCAGACUCUUCCAAUUCCAGACACCCACCCACUGCUGGUGUUUGUAAACCCAAAAAGUGGAGGAAAACAGGGGGAAAGAGUCCUGAGAAAGUUUCAGUACCUGCUGAACCCCCGUCAGGUGUACAAUCUGUCCAAUGGCGGCCCUACAGCAGGACUCCACUUCUUCCGCAACCUGCCUCAGUACAGGAUCCUGGCGUGUGGAGGAGACGGCACUGUUGGCUGGCUCCUGGAUGCUAUAGACAAAGCAGACCUGCAGGUGCAUCCCCCUGUGGCUGUCCUGCCUCUGGGCACUGGCAACGACCUGGCUCGCUGUCUGCGCUGGGGAGGAGGCUAUGAGGGUUCAGACUUGAGAGAGAUCCUGAAGGAGAUUGUAAAUAGUGAGGUGAUUGGGGUGGACCGCUGGAGCAUCCAGGUGAUCCCGGAUGAUCCGCAGGAGGCAGGAGAUCCUGUGCCCUACGAGAUCAUCAACAACUACUUCUCUGUUGGUGUGGAUGCUUCUAUUGCUCAUCGUUUCCACACCAUGAGAGAGAAACACCCCCAAAGAUUCAACAGCAGAAUGAAAAACAAACUUUGGUACCUUGAGUUUGCCACUUCUGAGACCCUCAGAUCCUCCUGCAAGAGGCUUAAGGAGUGUCUCACAAUUGAGUGCUGCGGAAGACCUCUGGACCUGGGCAACGUGUCUCUUGGGGGCAUAGCUGUCCUCAACAUACCCAGCAUGCACGGUGGCUCCAAUCUGUGGGGCGAGUCCAAGAAACCUGAUAACAUGCCAGAGGUGGAACACAGGGAUGCUAUUACUGAUCCUGAACUUCUCAAAACUAUCCCCCAAGAUAUGAGUGAUAAGCGUCUGGAGGUUGUGGGGCUGGAAGGAGUCCUAGAGAUGGGACAGAUCUACACUGGACUGAAGAGCGCCGGACACAGACUGGCACAGAGCUCACAAAUUACUAUAAGGACAAUCAAAGCCCUGCCCAUGCAAAUUGAUGGGGAGCCCUGGAUGCAGCCUCCAUGCACUAUCCACAUAACUCACAAGAACCAAGCUAACAUGCUGAUGGCUGCACCACCAAAACAUUCCAGCUUCUUCCACCUCAAAUAGAUUUAUGUUUCCUCCUCAUCUUCCUGUCUGCUGAGCAUCACAACAAACCACCUGCUGUAUUAUUAUAAAAAUGUUGCAGGAUGAGUGUAAAAAAACAAACAGAAGUUCAUCGUGUAGUGUAUAACUCUGUGUUUCUUUUAUUAAGUAUUAAUGUGUACAUCUUUUACUUUUAACCUUUAAUAUGUUGUGAGAGUAUUUCAAAAGUUCAGACAGCUUGCACUUGGGCAGAGACCACACUGACGGAACAAAUCAAAAGUCCAAGUUUUACUUCUCAGUCUGAUCGCUGCUAUUGUGUGCCAAUUUAAAUGUUAUGAAUCCUUGUUGUUUGUAAUUGUAAAUAAAAAAGCAAAGCGUAUUGUUUCAUGUACUGCACAGGGAUAAGAAGAAUCUUAACUUUAUCUGUGUCGUGAUAAGUUUGCUGAGUUGUUUUGUUGAGCUUAGUGCUUACUUCCUAAUGCAGUGAACAUUCACCUGGCUUUGAUUAGCCUCCCAGAGCUCACUGCAGCUCGCCCCCUUUUUUGACAUCACUGUCUUACUGGUCUUUCCUUGUCUUUUACUGUCAGUGUGUAACACAUAGAAACAAAUGCUAUCAUAUAUCCAUUCCAGUGUUUCUUAUGACUCAGUGUUAGUGAAAUCAUGUUGGAAGGAUUCAUUUGGUUAUUGAAUACAGUAGCAACGACAUGUACUGUAGUUCAAAAAAGCUGCUUUAAUCCUGCUCUCUUGCAUUGAACAAGUUUCAUAUAAAACAGCCUACUAUUGUAUUUAAUCCAAUAAAUACUCUGGAGAAGGGUAGUGUUAGCUCUGUCACACUUUGAAACCUCUUUCUGAAGUCUUUGUAACAAGAUUCCUCUUUCUGUCAGGCUCAUGGAAAUGGACAGAAAAUACACAGAAACCUCAUGAUUCUAGUUCAAUCAGAUGAAUUAUUCACACUCUUAAAACAUUCUAUAAAUAUUUUGUGACUGGAGAGAAUUUUGGGUAGAAAUGGUGAGGUUUAGUUAUUUUACAGCGAUCUGCAUUUUACAUAUUAAUCUUCAGGAGCCUGUCUGUGUUGGAUUUCUAUUGAACUAACUGUAAAUACAUUUAACAUGUUGUAUGCUCAUUUAUUAUAUUCAUCAUGAAUCAUAUUGUUGUCCUCUUCAAACGUGUCCAUCUUAAUAAUACUGUAAACUCAUGUUGCUCAUAGUUAGAAAUCACAUCUAAACAUUUAAUGAUCCUCAGACUGACCACCUGCUAAUCCGGCAGAUAAAGGAGUUUGUUGCAUCUUGAACACUUUUUGUUAAGAAGCUGAAUGAAUGUUUUUUUGAUCUGCUUUGGUAAUUUGUAACACGCUGUCUGACAGUAUUAUAUACUAAAGGUGAAAACUGUGUCUGAAAGGUUUAGGUGCACUGGAAUAAGACAGACUUGUAAUAUGAUGUACUACAGAUUUUAUUGUGUGGAUAAUAAAUUGUAUUCUUCCUUACUCUAUGAAUGAAACACAA
Notolabrus celidotus (New Zealand spotty) is the source of this 3888-nucleotide messenger RNA. It is a transcript of the gene dgkab, whose product is annotated as diacylglycerol kinase, alpha b. Gene Ontology annotation, cellular component: plasma membrane. NCBI's taxonomy places the organism in Eukaryota, Metazoa, Chordata, Actinopteri, Labriformes, Labridae. The transcript has 24 exons. The record is from RefSeq and is a predicted model, not a curated record. Bases 245 to 2410 code for a protein of 721 amino acids. Gene Ontology annotation, molecular function: ATP-dependent diacylglycerol kinase activity; calcium ion binding. Gene Ontology annotation, biological process: intracellular signal transduction; lipid phosphorylation; diacylglycerol metabolic process.